AUGUUCAACACAAUUUUACUUCGUUCCAGCACCACCUUGAGUACGAGUGGUAUUGCUCGAAAGGUCAUCGUUAUGAGUAGCCAUGAAAUGUGGAGUGCCUCUAGGAAUUUUAAUGUGGAGAUGAUGAAAAAUUAUUUUAGUAUGCGAGAAUUCUCAUCAAAUUUAAAAUGUAUGAGUGUUGGAUAUAAAAAUCCAAACUCCGAGACUGUCAACAUUACAUUUGUUGACCCCAAGAACAAUAUCAAGAAAACAGUAAAGGCCCCAAUCGGGGAACAUUUAUUGGCGGUAGCUCAUGCCAAUGAUAUUGAUUUAGAAGGUGCCUGUGAGGCCUCUCUUGCUUGUUCUACUUGUCAUGUAUACAUUCAAGAUGAAUAUUUCGACAAGUGUGGAGAGCCAGAAGAAGAGGAAGAAGACAUGCUGGAUUUGGCGUACGGACUGGCUCACAAUUCUAGAUUGGGUUGUCAAGUCUUUGUCACCAAAGAAUUGGAAGGAAUGACGGUGACCUUACCAAAAGCCACUAGAAAUAUGCAGGUUGACAAGAAGAAGUAA
Molecule: messenger RNA, 549 nt
Organism: Naegleria lovaniensis
Lineage: Eukaryota; Heterolobosea; Eutetramitea; Acrasida; Naegleriidae
Exons: 2
Coding region: 1-549 (182 amino acids)
Biological process (GO): P450-containing electron transport chain
Cellular component (GO): mitochondrion
Molecular function (GO): 2 iron, 2 sulfur cluster binding
Source: RefSeq, a predicted model, not a curated record